Populus euphratica (Euphrates poplar) is the source of this 3048-nucleotide messenger RNA. RefSeq names its product Rad21/Rec8-like family protein (gene SYN2). Gene Ontology annotation, molecular function: protein binding; chromatin binding. Lineage: Eukaryota; Viridiplantae; Streptophyta; Magnoliopsida; Malpighiales; Salicaceae. Gene Ontology annotation, cellular component: cohesin complex. Gene Ontology annotation, biological process: sister chromatid cohesion; replication-born double-strand break repair via sister chromatid exchange. Bases 118 to 2574 code for a protein of 818 amino acids. The transcript is spliced from 13 exons. The record is from RefSeq and is a predicted model, not a curated record.
GUUACCGUACUUGUUUUCUUCUUCAUCUUCUUCUUAUUUAUUUCAAUCUUUCUGUGUAAUAAUAUUAGUAUUUUGAAUAGCAAAAUCACAAGUGGAGAGAGAGUGAGAAGGGAAGGAAUGUUUUACUCACACUGCCUUCUGUCAAGGAAAGGUCCAUUAGGUUCCAUUUGGGUUGCUGCUUACUACUUCAAAAAGCUUAAAAAAGCACAAGUCACGUCCACUGAUAUCUCCUCCUCCGUUGAUAAAAUUUUGCAAGAUGGGUUUGAUGUUGUUACAUAUAGAGUACUGGCGUACCUUCUUCUUGGUGUGGUCAGAAUAUACUCCAAAAAAGUAGAAUAUCUAUUUGAUGACUGCAACAAAGUUCUUCUUAACAUCAAGGACUUUGUGCUCUGUAAUAAAGAUGGGAUACUUGUGGAAACCUUGCAAGCACCUUACUUCUCUAUUACUCUACCAGAAAGAUUUGAACUUGAUGCUUUUGAUCUGGAGAUUAUUGAAGAUACCAGUGAAGGCAAUGUGAUGCCCCACGAAGAAAUUACACUUAAAGAUGGCAUGUGGAAAACUAGGGGUGUAGGGAAAUAUUCUCUAAACCAGGAUCACUGUGAGGAAUUUGCUGUCCGUGGAGAUACUUGGUCUGCAGGUUACAGUAUGAAUGAAGAUGUUUUUUCAUCUCAUUUGGUGGAUGUUAUGGAGCAAGGCACAUUGUGUAGUGUAAGCACUCUACAAGCAAGCAUGGAGAAGCUUCAAGGCAGUAUGUUCUCUCAUCAUGAAUGUGAGGACCUUGAAAUGUUUCUUGCGGUUGAGGAGGAGCCUACAAACACUAGAAAAUCAUUUGUUGAAGAUCAUCUAACUAAUGAGGAGGACUCAAAGGUUCCAGAUAAGAUAGGUUCGGAUGAAACACAUGCAGGAAUGAGUGUGCUGAAGCUUUGUGAUGACAGUGUCUGUCAGGAAGCAUCUCUGAACCUUGAAAUGUUUGGUGGGGUAGUGGAAGAACCUGGAAAGCUUGCUAAGCGAUAUCACCAAUCUGAGGAGCCGCAAAAAGAGGUUCCUGGUGUGGAACAAUCAGAAAAUGAAACGCAAAGUAUUUUAAAUGAUGUUAAUGUGUCUGAUGUAGAAGUAUCCAUAGAGAAGCUUCUAGAGAGUAGAUUUUUUCAAGAAGAAUGUAUGGAUGCUAAUACAUUUCUUGCGGUUGAGGAGCCUCCAGAACAUGCUAGACCAUUUAAUGAAGAGCAUCAGAGCAAUGCAGGGAACACAAGUUUACCAGAAACAACAACAUUGGGAAAAAGAAAGCAGCAACUUGUUUCAGAAGAUCAUCCAUUGUAUAUAAAACUUGACACUACUCCUCAAUCCAAGUUCAAAGAUGUUUCAGGAGCUAACACACCAGAGUUUAUGGUUAUUUCUACACCGGCUGCUAAGGAGCAUGCUCGUGUUCUCAGGAAAAGAAAGUGUUUCUUUGAUGAUGUGGUAGUGUUUCCUAAUAACGUAAUUAAGGAAUGCAUAGAAAACACAGGUGACUUGGUGUCAAAACGAAGAAAGCUUCCUCAUACUGCUUUUGCUGUCUGGAAAGCCUGUCGAUUUUCCAACCUUGACAAGUGUUUCCUGGAGCCUCUGAUUCCUUGUGCUUCACUAGAGCUUGGAUCCCUCUUUCGCACAAAGAAAUUACAAAUUCCAGAAACAGUCAAGAGUGUUGGUGGAUCAGUUGAAAUCGAGGAACCUUCCAAAAAGUUGGAUGCUUCAGAGUCUCAAAACAUUGGAGGGUCAGUGGAAAAUACAGAGCAUCUGGAAAAGUUAAAUGUUUCAGGAUCUCCUCUUUUUGGCAGAUUAGAUGAAACUGUGGAAACUACAGAAAAUAUGUUGAUUCAAGAAUCAGCUGGGAUCUUGGAAUCUCCAAAAAAGUUUGUGUCUGAAUAUCCUACUAGUGCUAGAUUGGUUGAGACCAUGGAACUUUCAGACAUGUCAGAAUCUUGUACUGUUGGAAGAUCAGUUGAAACUGUGGAGACUCUAGAGAAGUCAAAUGUGUCUGGAUCUCCUUCUGCUAGUAGAUUUGCUGAAACUUUGAAACGUCCUGGAAAGUUAGAUGUAGCAGAAUCUCCCACUGCUGGUGGCUCUUUAGAGCAAAUGGCAAUCGCACCAGAAACACCUAUUCAGUGCACAACACUGGUGAGGUCUUUUGAGAGCCCUGAGAGACCUGAUAUUUAUGAUGCAGAUGGACUAUGGUCCAAAACUGUUGAGAAAGAAAUUUGCCGUAGCCUGGAUCAAGAACUUGAUUUCAAUCUGCUUAAUGAGGACACGAAUACAUCUGGAGGUAACCAGGAGCAUUAUGGGUGGUCAGAAAGAACCAGAGUGGCAGUGAAAUGCUUGCAUGCAAGUUUUCUGAUACAGAAGAAAAGAAGACAGGAGGAAGUUCUAAAUUUAUUGCGAAUUUUGGAAGGAAGAACCAAGAGAGAGAGUGCCAGGCUCUUCUAUGAGAUACUGGUAUUGAAAAGUAAAGGAUAUGUGGACGUGAAGGAAGAAAAUUUAUACGGUGACAUUCUCAUCUGGAAAACCCCUCAAUGGAACCAAGCUUGUAGAUCGUAAAUGUAACUUCUUGUGAGUGUGAGUUUAUUCACAGAUCUUAAUCAUUUUAGGCUGUAGGGUUUCUGCAGAUGUAGUAGUUUCAUUUUGUAGCAAUAGUUCUUCUUUUCUCUCUUUAGAGUGAUUCAGCCUCCAUGCUAGGAAAAGAAAGAGAAGAGCAGAGGGCGUUGUAAUGACAGGUGAAAUGAAAGAGAGAUUGCUGUCAAAACAAUAAGCCUCGACUGAUCUUUAAGUAGUUAUAGCUUUCCUUUGAAAGAAUGAAUCUCCUUUUCUCUUUCCUUGAACCAAAUUGCUGCCUCGUUUGCAAAAUAUCAUCAGCAGUUAAGCCACCGAAACUACUAGUAGAUGUUCUCCUCAGAAUCCUUUUGGUCUGCGUGUUUCAUAUAUGUAACUUAUUUUUUCAAAUGUAGGCUUUUGAGAUUCUGAUUGUGUAAUAUUUUGAACCUGAUGUGAUGAGAGUACACCACGGUCUGCCUU